AUGUCUGGACUUACCCAGCAAGAAAUCGACGACUACAAGGAGGCUUUCCAGCUCUUCGACAAGGAUGGCGAUGGUGAGAUCACCACCGCCGAGAUCGGCGAGAUCAUGAAGUCUCUCGGCCUUAACCCCUCCGAGGACGAGCUCGAGGAUAUCCUGAACGAGGUCGACGUCGACAAGAACGGCUCCGUCGACUUCAAUGAGUUCGUCGCCAUGAUGUCGCGAAAGCACCAGAGCGCCGACCCCGACCAGGAGCUCCGCGACGCCUUCAACGUCUUUGACCGCGACGGCACUGGCACCAUCUCCCGCGACGAGCUCCGCAACGUCAUGAAGUCCAUUGGCGAGCACCUCACAGAGGAAGAGCUCGACGAGAUGCUCAAGCUCGCCGACGAGAACGGCGACGGACAGAUCGACUACGAGGAGUUCGUCAAGAUCAUGGGCCACGGCGGCGGCCAUUGA
This is a messenger RNA of Clonostachys rhizophaga, 456 nucleotides long. NCBI's taxonomy places the organism in Eukaryota, Fungi, Ascomycota, Sordariomycetes, Hypocreales, Bionectriaceae. The record is from the annotation of a GenBank genome assembly.